Messenger RNA from Osmerus eperlanus (European smelt), 3650 nucleotides. RefSeq names its product TBC1 domain family, member 5 (gene tbc1d5). Gene Ontology annotation, molecular function: GTPase activator activity. The coding region runs from base 145 to 2547 and encodes 800 amino acids. The record is from RefSeq and is a predicted model, not a curated record. The transcript has 22 exons. Gene Ontology annotation, biological process: activation of GTPase activity. Lineage: Eukaryota; Metazoa; Chordata; Actinopteri; Osmeriformes; Osmeridae.
GUACAUCCGCCUGACUUGAGAGUGUUUACAAUCUGUAGAUAGACGGACUGACCGAGAAGAAUGGGGAGUUCCGCAUGAUCAGAUACCCAGCUUUCCAAGAAAACGCCACAUUGUGACUGGACCAGGUCUCACCGAUUGGUGGUCAUGCAGCACCCUAACUUCGAAACCCAUCACCCCCUCCAGACGGAGGACCAGGAGACGGGCUUCGACCCGCUGAACAACUUCAACAGGAACCGCAGCAGAAGUUCAGACAGCUCGUUCUCGGAGUCAGAGUCGACAUUCCUCUCCUACAGGAAAGAGUGGGAUGACUUGUUUCUCAAUAGUAACUACCUGGCAAGGAUUCGACAGGCAGGCAUCAACGGCAAAUUGCGGAGCAGCAGAUUUCGUAGCGUGUGCUGGAAGUUGUACCUGGACGUUCUUCCAGAAGACAAGAGUCAGUGGAUCAAUAAGACCAAGGAGCUCCGGGCCCAGUAUGAGAAGAUCAAAGAAACGCACAUAACCAACCCCCGCAAGGCUGCAGGUCAGCAGGACCUGGUGGUCAACAACCCUCUGUCCCAGGACGAGGGGAGUUUGUGGAACAAGUUUUUCCAGGACAAGGAGCUGAGGGGGAUGAUCACCCAGGAUGUGAUGAGAACGUUCCCAGAGAUCAACUACUUCCACGGGGAAGACGUGAGGACCAAGCUGACAGACAUCUUGUUCUGUUACGCCAGAGAGAACGAACAGUUGCUGUAUAAGCAGGGAAUGCACGAGUUGCUGGCUCCCAUUGUGUUCGUCCUGCACUGCGACCACCAGGCGUUUCAGCACGCCAGCGAGACCGCGCACCCCAGUGAGGAGAUGAAGUCUCUGCUGGAUCCUGUGUACCAUGAACACGACGCCUACGCCAUGUUCUCCCAGCUCAUGGAGACAGCAGAACCCUGGUUCUCCAGCUUUGAGAGGGAGGUCCGAAAGGUCUGUCGUGUCCCUGAUGGCCGGUGGGUGCGUCUGCUGUUUGGCCGGGAGUUCUCCCUGCAGGACCUGCUGGUAGUGUGGGACGCCCUGUUUGCAGACAGCAUCACCCUGGACCUGGUGGACUACGUGUUCGUGGCCAUGCUCCUGUACAUCCGCGACGCGUUGAUCGCCAGUAACUUCCAGACCUGUCUGGGUCUGCUCAUGCACUACCCGCCCAUAGGAGACAUCCACUCCCUGCUGCACAAGGCUCUGUUCCUCAGAGACCCCAAGAACAACCCAAGACCUGUCAACUACCAGUUCCAGCAGAACCUGGACUACUAUAAGACCAGAGGAGCAGAUCUAGUCAACAAGACCUGUGCCACAGCUAAGCCGGCUCCUCUGAACAUCAACAAGGUGUCUAACAAGGUCUCCAGUAGUCUGCUGAGCUUUGGCAGGAAGCUCAUCGCUCCUGCCAUGUCUGGGGCUUCCAGCGGCAUCUCUCCAAUCAACAGCGAGGUGCUCUCUGCCCCCGCCCCCGUUUCCGUGGCGCCGGCCCGCCCCUCGGGCGAGGCCCCCCUGCACGCCCCCCCUCAACCCCAGUCUCAGCACUACCGCCUUCUGAAGUCUGAGAGCAUGCCUGUCCACCUGAGCAAAGAUGUAGUUUCAGACGGACUCUCUCAGGUCUCUCUCCCUGCCCAGAUAUUCUCUGACUCACAAGGCCACGCCUCCAGAACGGUUAGCUCCUCCCCCAGUAUCGAGAGCCUCUCCGGGGGGCGUGGUCACGCCACAGCGUCCCCGCCCCUUCCUCCUUCCAGGGGAAGUGACGUCAGUACCUCGUCCCCGCCCCUCUCGGCCACCAAGAAGGACUCCUUCUUCAACAUCACCCGCUCGCGCUCUCACAGCAGGACGAUGGGCAGGAAGGAGGAGGAGGAGCUGGAGGGGCAGGUCUCCUUCCUGCAGGGCCAGAUCAAUGACCUGGAGGCCAUGAGCAAGUACUGUGCCAAGACCAUGAACACACACAUCGGGAAGAUCCAGGAGGUCAUCCUGCAGGAGCACCUGGAGAAGGAGGACGAGGUGUUGGUGGCACUGGCUGGCCUCAAACAGAUCAAAGACAUCCUGAAGGGGGCGCUGCGGUUCAACCAGAGCCAGCUGGAGGCGGAGGAGAACGAGGAGAUCACCAUCGCCGAUGACCACUACACCGCCGCCGCUGCUGCCGCCGCCGCCCAGCAUGCCGCCGGGCGCCGUGACGACGCCACAGGACACGCCGACCACGGCAAAGGCCAGGACUUGGACGGCGAGGAGAUAGUGAGCACGGACGAGAGGGAGGAGGAGGAGGAGGCGUCCUCCACUCCACCUGACACACAGGUGGCGUCGUCCGUGGGCUCGGAGGGGAAGAACUGGGACGACUACAUCCUGGUGUCCCAGGACCUCCAGACCUCCGAGGGAGGGGCGGAGCGCACGCCGCCAAUCCGACGGGACCUGGUCCGGCCGGAGCCCGAGGGGGCCGGGGUGUUCCAGGACCCCCUGCUGAGCGCCACGUCGGGCUCCUCCAGCCCGGACGAGGGCAGCACCCACAGCAAAGACUCGGACUUCACCAUCGUCAACCCCGCAGACCUGUGAGCCGGCCGGGCCCCCUGCUGGACGGGGGUCGGACCAGCCUUCGCUCCAGCCGCGUCAUUACCAGGAGAAGAGGACGUGUGGAACUGACCUCGGGACUGCUUCCAGGGGCUAUCUUCGUCGUCCCGUCUGGGCGCUACAGCUGGAUGGGAAGAAAUAAAAAAAACAACUUGCACACAUGGACUGAAGACUUGGAGCUGUCUACCUUCGGACAGUCAAGUCGCCAAUAUCUCCUAACCUCUCUCAUCUCUCAUCUCUUCACCUGCCUAACUUGCUCUGUGUAUGCUCAAUACUGUGCUUUGUCCUCUUCCUAUAGCCUGUAUCCAUGUUAUGCAUGGUCUCCAGUGGCCCAAACCUUACUUUUCUACGCUGUGACUUUAAAUGGCGUUGCCUGUGUCUAGCAGGAGAGGGCGCCAUUGGACUAGAACGCCACAAAGCUUCCCACAGAUGUUCUUGCUGAAUUAUUUCUGCAUUAUCAAUAGGGGGAGCCCCCCCCCCUCCCUUUCUCCAAUGGGAGUGUAGUACCCUGCUUGUCCAGAAGGGGGAGAUCUCUCCAUGUCUCUAAUGCCUGUAGGUCAGCCUAAAUAGAUAAUCUUGCCACCAUUCAUCUCAUCUUCGAUUGUCUUUCUGCUUACGGUAGAGGUCACCCCUAGCCACUGAUCCAGGGUCUGAUUGCAACCCCAUAGACUUGCCAAUCCUUGUCAGGUGGAUGGAACAUCGGAUCCAUCUCGGCCUUCUCCCACUCCUCACUAACCAGUGCCUACAAACAUGUUCAUCCAGACCGAUGCACCUGAAUCUUUCCGUCUCUCUUAAGCUUUGUUCAUUUUGUUCUUUUUUUUUUAUUGCAAAUUUUAACCCAUAGUUAUGAGGUUAAAACUAUUAAAUUAUGGAAUGUCGUUUAUUAUUUUUGUUUCUUUUUUUUAUUGAUUCCUUGUGAUUGUUUUUAUGCAACAACCAAUUACUCUCCUGGUGUCUGUUCUGUUUUAGUUCUUCUGCUUCCUGUGGUAGCCAUGGCAACCAUGGCACCAAGGGAUGUCCCUCUUGAUGACUGUGCGAUUAACUAUAUAGACCAAUAAACAGAAGGCUCUUGCUGUAGUAUAACUAAA